AUGUGGGGACGAGAUCUGGGUUUCAGAGCUCCGAGAACUCGGAUUCAUGGCGUUCAGAGGGCAGCAACCCCAAAUCCCCCUAUGCGAGAAACAAGGUCGCCGCUGCCGCUGCUGUUUCGCAGGAGGUCCAGCGGGCAGAUCAUCAGGAACAUCGCCACAGUUUCGAGCAGCCUUCUGCCAGCUUUUGGAACUGUGAUUGAUGAAGGAUACUUGAAGCUCAAGAAACAUGUCAUCGCACCUUAUGACCACAGAUACAGGAUGUGGCAAACUUUCCUGGUGGUGCUGGUGGUGUACUCAGCAUGGGCAUCAAUCUUCGAGCUGGCUUUCAAGAAAGCAGCAACUGGGACGCUCUCCCAUUUCGAUCUGGCCGUGGAUGCCUUCUUUGCCAUCGACAUCGUUCUCACUUUCUUCGUGGCUUAUCUCGACACGACCACGUAUCUUCUCGUUGAUGAUCACAAGAAGAUAGCUACUAGGUAUCUUACGAAACCAUGGUUCAUAAUGGACGUUGCCUCGACCCUACCAUUUCAGACCAUAUACAGAAUCUUCAGUCGCAGAACAAGCCAUGCAGACGUCUUUGGUUUCCUCAAUCUGCUCCGACUCUGGAGACUUCGCCGAGUCAGCCAGCUCUUCACAAGGCUGGAGAAAGACACACGAUUCAGCUACUUCUGGACUAGGUACUUCAAGCUAGUAGGGGUUACACUAUUAGCUGUGCACUCAGCAGCAUGCGUCUACUACUGGCUGGCUUACCAUCAUCCACUAGAAGAUGACACCUGGAUUGGCUCUGAGGUCCACGGUUUCAAACACAGAAGUAUUUGGCUGGGCUACACCUAUUCCAUGUACUGGUCGAUAGUCACCCUCACCACGGUUGGUUAUGGAGACCUGCAUGCAGUAAACACAGGAGAGAAGGUUUUCAAUAUGUUUUAUAUGCUGUUCAACAUUGGUCUUACAGCAUAUAUAAUCGGAAACAUGACCAAUCUUGUUGUCCACAGUGCGGUUCGAACUUUUGCAAUGAGAGAUUCAAUCAAUGAAAUAUUGAGGUAUGCAAACAAGAACCGGCUUCCUGAGAGCUUGAAAGAGCAAAUGCUGGCACACAUGCAACUCAGGUUCAAAACAGCAGAGCUAAAGCAAGAGGAAGUUCUGGAGGAUCUUCCGAAGGCAAUAAGAUCUAGCAUAUCUCAGCAUCUAUUUCGUAAUACAGUUGAGAAUACUUACCUGUUCAAAGGAGUGUCAGAAGACCUUGUUACCCAGCUGGUGUCAGAGAUGAAAGCUGAGUACUUCCCGCCAAAGGUUGAGAUCAUACUGCAAAACGAAAUCCCUACAGAUUUUUAUGUCCUGAUUUCUGGAGCAGUGGAUGUGAUGAGCUACAAGAAUGGUACAGAACAGUUCUUGUCAAAACUAGGAGCUGGAGAUUUGGCAGGAGAGAUUGGGGUACUGUUCAACAUUCCACAACCCUUUGUAGUGAGGACUAAGAGGCUUUCUCAAGUUGUGCGCCUGAGUCAUCAACACUUCAAGCAAAUAGUGCAGCCACAUACAGAGGAUGGCAAGAAGAUCAUCUCCAACUUCACACAGUACCUGAAGGAACUGAAAAAGGAUAUGCUGGACGAACUACCUUUCCUGACAGAAUCACUAGAAGAAAUGGAUAUACAGGAAAGAAUCCCAAAUGAUGAUCAACGAGAUGUUCAAGCACAGAAUACCGUGGAAGAUGAAAGUACAGAAGGAACACAGGAAAGUUCUGCUUCAUUAUCGACCAAGUCUAUACGGGUAAUAAUCCACGGGCAUCAUCCAAAGGAACUUCCAACAGAGAAAUAUACCUUUGGGAAGCUAGUCUAUCUACCAGAUACAGUUGAAGAACUUCUAGGAUUAGCAGAAAAGAAGUUUGGAAAAAGAGGAAACAAAAUCGUCAUGGAGAAUGGCACACAGGUUGAAGAUCUGGACGCCCUAAGAGAGAAUGAUCACUUGUUUAUCAUUUAG
This is a messenger RNA of Linum trigynum, 1971 nucleotides long. The record is from the annotation of a GenBank genome assembly. NCBI's taxonomy places the organism in Eukaryota, Viridiplantae, Streptophyta, Magnoliopsida, Malpighiales, Linaceae.